UAUAAAGGGAUGACUGAUAAAGAUUCGGACUUAUAAUUAAAUUGCAUUCAAUAAAAAGCAAUAAAUGUAAAAUAUAUUGGCAGUAAUGACAAAGGAUUUAGAAGAACAAGAUAAUUCAGUUAUUAUCAUUUCAGAUCCUUUACCUGAAAAGACAAAAUUCCCUAAGUCAGGAUUUUGUAAUGGAAGAUUGAGAUAUAAUCUUUUGAUGAAUAUAGUAAUAUGUGGUUUAAUAGUAGUACCAUUCUUUGUGCCAGUGAUUUAUUCAAUAGGGAUAUAGUGCUAUUUUUCGCUUUAAUGGUUUGUGUUCUUUUUACUUUACUUCAUCAAUACUAUAAGGAUCAUGAAUGCAAAUAAAUAAAAAAAAAGAAUAAAGGAUAAGUAGAAAGAUAAAAUAGAAAAUCUUGAAAUCAACUCAAACAAUACCAAUUUAUUAGAGAGUGAAACAAGUAACACAUUAAUAGAAUAAAAUCAGUAAAAAUAUAAAUAUAAAUUUAUCAUGAUGACAUUUAUAUACAAAGAGCCAAUAGAGCUACUUUCAAACACUUUAGAUAACUUAAAAGAAAUGUAUGGAUCCAACCAAAUAAUUGUAGCAGUUGGCUUUGAAGAGAGAACUCCUGAUAAAGAAGAAAAAAUUAAUUAAUUAAAGUAAAGGUUUUCCAAAGUAUUUGAAGAACUUAUCAUAACUAUUCAUCCAUUUGGAGUUGAAGGUGAAAUACCUGGAAAAUGCUCUAAUUGCAACUAUGUUUAAAGAUAGCUUGUUAUUCACUUAGAAAAAACAAGAACAAACUUUGAUAUCAAUGACUAUAUGCUGACUAAUUUUGACACUGAUACAAGAUUUUAGAAAAACUACUUGCAAAUGCUUGAGCAAUAAAUUAAAAAAAAAUGUAAAAAACCUGAAGAUAUUCAUGGAAUCGUUUGGUAACCAGUACUUUACUAUAAUUGGAAUUUGAAUUCAAGAACAUUUUUUGUAAGGAUAACCUCUUUACUUAGAAAUAUGCUUAUGAUGGGAGCAUUAAUUCCAUUUUAAAUAAAUGUCAUGAGUAUAUUUACUUUUUCUCUUAAACUAUGUGUUGAUGGAGGGUAUACUCAUCCAGCUUAUUAAAUGGAAGAUAUCAUUUGCUUUAUAAGAUGGUUCAUUAAGAAAAAAAAGAAAAUUAAAAUUAAACCAGUUUUCAGUCCAACUCUUUCAGGACCUACCUCAGGGCAUACAUUUUUUGAAGAGGUUUAUGAAUGGGCAACAUAAUUAAAAAGAUGGACAAUAGGAAGCGCUGAAGUUUUCCAUUAUUUUAUUGUUCAUUCUAAAAGGACUUAACCAAGUUUCAAAUAUACUCUUUGGGGUUUAUCGUAUUUCAAUUACUACGCUUUAUUUAUGAUAGGAUAAAGCUUCUUUACUAUCAGCUGUGCAGUAGCUUUUACCGUAUUUAAUCAAGACGAACUUGUUGGAUAUAAAUUUUAUAUUAGUGUAGGAACUCUUGGAUUUUAAUAUUUAAUUUACAUCUUGAUGUUUAUUGUAAAUGGUGCAUCUUAAUAUCUACUUGAUCCAAUCAGAGAAAAAGAAAAGUUUAACUUUUUUUUAACAUUGCUUCAUAUCAUAUUUUCCCCACUUACGCUUAUCGUCUAUUCAAUGAUAGCUUUUUAUGGUCUUUUCGAAGUUAUAUAUAAAGGGAAAAAGGCUUGCAACCAUAUAGCCUCCAAAAAGGAAGAGUUAAAAUGA
Molecule: messenger RNA, 1714 nt
Organism: Tetrahymena thermophila SB210
Lineage: Eukaryota; Ciliophora; Oligohymenophorea; Hymenostomatida; Tetrahymenidae
Product: transmembrane protein, putative
Exons: 1
Source: RefSeq, a predicted model, not a curated record